Messenger RNA from Scylla paramamosain (green mud crab), 2237 nucleotides. RefSeq lists its product as uncharacterized. The record is from RefSeq and is a predicted model, not a curated record. The coding region runs from base 1186 to 1494 and encodes 102 amino acids. The transcript is spliced from 2 exons. Lineage: Eukaryota; Metazoa; Arthropoda; Malacostraca; Decapoda; Portunidae.
CAUCUUCCUGAUGGAGAACGCAGGCAAGGACGUCUUGACCUUCGUGUUGAAGCGCGGCGCGCUGAACGCCCCCGCCACGCCGCCAGGCCAGUCCCUCAUUGACUACCUUGACAACCUCCCUCAAGGCUCGACAGCCAACUAUGGCAGGAUGAGUAACAAACAAAAGAAAGCAGCACUGAACCACAGUUCAGUGCUGCUUAUCCUCUGACGUGACUACUUUAUUCAUUAUUUUUUGUAUCAUCAGCGAACUUAGAUACUUUACAGGUGAGGUCCUCAUCGAUAUCAUUAACGUAAAUAAGGAAAAGAACAGGGCCGAGCACAGAUCCCUGUGGUACACCACUUAAAACUUCUCGCCAGUUUGAAAAUGUACCAUUUAAAACAACGCGCUGCUUUCUCUCAGACAGCCAGUCUGAGACAGCCAAUUGAGAAGUUUUCCAUUUAUACCAUAUGACUUCAAUUUAGCUAGUAGCCGGAACUUUGUCAAAAGCUUCUUGAAAAUCUAGAUACACUAAAUCUACUGCCUUUGUUUCGUCGUAAAUGGUGAAAAUAUCAUUAAAGAAAUCAAGAAGAUUAGUUAGACAAGAACGUCUGUUUCGGAAGCCAUGCUGUGAGUCAUUGAUUAAAUCAUUUAUAUGUAGAUAGUUCACUACAUUGUUGCAAUUUACUGUUUUCAUCAGUUCACAUACUACAGAUGUAAGGCUGAUAGGGAUGUAGUAGGAAGAAGAGGAGGAGGAGGAGGAGGAGGAGGAGGAGGAGGAAUAAGAGAACGAAGAGAAAAAGGAGAGCUAGAAGGAAGGCGAGAAAAGGAGGAGGAAGAGGAAGAUGAAGAGGAGGAGGAAGAAGAACAAAAAGACGAGGAAAAGGAGAGCUAGAAGGAAGGCGAGAAAAGGAGGAGGAAGAGAAAGAUGAAGAGGAGGAGGAAGAAGAACAAAAAGACGAGGAAAAGGAGAGCUAGAAGGAAGGCGAGAAAAGGAGGAGGAAGAGGAGGAGGAGGAGGAGGAGGAGGAGUUAUCUUUAUCAAUACUAUUAUGGAACAGUGAAUAAAGAAAUUAAUAAACAGAUAAGUAGUGUGUGUGUGUGUGUGUGUGUGUGUGUGUGUGUGUGUGUGUGUGUGUGUGUGUGUGUGUCCAGGCAGCACACAGGUGCACAACACUCGGCCAUUACAGGAGUCACCUUGAGAGGUUCAUGGGUCACUUAAGUGGUGCCGGCACACAGCUGCUGCAGGAGUGGCGGGACCUGGGGGUGCUCAGCCUGGCCGUGUGUGACCAAGACGCCCAAGAGGUUCUGGCCGCCAUCAGCGCCGUCCACGUGUCAUUGCCUCGGCUACACAUCCUCUGCCUACACGUCCCCGUGGGUGCCGUGAGGACACAGGCGUGCACCACACGGCUGCCUGGCUGCCCAGGGGUGUUCCUCGUGUUGUCUGGCGUGGACGAGAGGCUGCUGGAGGAGGCGGCCCAGAUAGCACAGCUCCUGCAGCCCACACAGCGCCCGUGAGUGUGUGCCAACACUGCUCUCUCUCUCCUCUCCUCUCCUCUCCCCUCUUCUCCCUUCUCCUCCCCUCUCCUCUUCUCUUCCUUCCCCUCCCCUCCCCUCUCCUCUCCAUGCCUCUUUUCCUUUCCCCUUCUCUCCUCUUCUCUCCCCUUCUUUCCCUCCUCUCCCCUCCUCCCUCCCCUCUCCUCUAUUCCUCUCCUCUCCUCUUCCCUCUUGUCACCUCCCCUUUUCUAUUUCCUUUUCCCUCCCCUCACCUCCCCACCCUUCCUCUCCUCUCCUCUUAUUUCUCCUCCCCUCCCCUCCCCCACACACCCCUUCUCUCCUUUCCUCUCCUCUCCUCUUCUCUUCCUCCUUCUCCCUUCUCUUCGUUUCUCUCUUCUCCUUUUUUCUCCUCCACUCCCUCCCCACCCCUCCUCUUUUUUCCACCUACUCUCCUCUUCUCUUCUUCCCUCUUCUCUUCUCCUCUCCUCCCCUCCCCACCCUUUUUCCCUUUUUCCCUUCCUCUCCUCUUUUCUUUCCUUCCCUUCUCUCCUCUCCUCUCCUCUCCUCUCCUCUCCUCUCCUCUCCUCUCCUCUCUCUCUGUCAGUAAAUGGAUGAGUGGAAGUAAUAAAAAAAAGGAAUAUAAGAGAAGAGGAGGAAGAGAACAAAGGAAGAGGAAGAGAACGGAGAAGAUAUCAUGAUUAAUAAUAAAAAAAGAACAAGGGAUCUCUCUCUCUCUCUCUCUCUCUCUCUCUCUCUCUCUCUCU